Molecule: messenger RNA, 2817 nt
Organism: Athalia rosae (coleseed sawfly)
Lineage: Eukaryota; Metazoa; Arthropoda; Insecta; Hymenoptera; Athaliidae
Exons: 3
Coding region: 539-2542 (667 amino acids)
Source: RefSeq, a predicted model, not a curated record
UUCAGAUCAGUUUAUCGACAUGCCGAAUUGCAGGGGUGGUUUUCCACACCGGCGCAUUAGUCGUGUCUUGCAGCAGGUCAAGAAAAAUUCGCACAAGCGCAAACUCUGGUAUAAAUACGUGUAUCCACAGUUUGCAAAUAUCUCUAUUCCGUGGAUCUGCAUUUGUAGUUUACGCGUUGCAAAGUUCUCCUUCUGUUACCCUUAACGAGAGGUCAAUUAUAUUACAACUUGCAGCUAAUAAGUUCGUGUUCCAAAGGUGGUCGCAAAAAAAAGAAGAAAUAUACAAUUUAGAUUGAGCUUAGAGCCUUGCACCGGUUAUUGAUAAAAAAUUAUAUAAUGACAAAAAGAAACUGAUAAGUAAAUUUUCAUUCUACGGUUUGGAUUUAUAUAUACAUGAACUGUGAUCAUGUUAUUGGAAAGAUGUUUUUGAAACAAACUACCUGUUGACGAUAUCCUGCUAUAACAUUAUAAUAUUAAUUUCAAGACGAUUGGAAGCGUUUAGAUAUGGAUUUUAUUUCGCUGGACCAAAAAAAGGGAGAUGUUUUGUAGCUUUAAUCCCUGGCAGUGGGCACAAUGCAUUUGUCGAAGACCAGGAUUAUUUGUUAUUCUUUUAUUAUUGGCUCUUUUCACAAUGCCGUACUUGAUUUUCGAAAAUUACGCCGAUCCAAAUCGAUCUCUUGACAUGCAUUCAAGAAUUUUCAACAGAUCUGAAGAUAAUAGACGAGGGUUUCUGGUGUGGAAUCCAAAGUGUCAGAUCUUUGCUAGAGAUCCGUUAGAUCCAUCGAUCAGAAAAUUUGUAUGGAAAGAAAAAUUCGAGGCUUGUACAAAGACUGCUCUAAUGAGCAAAAUAGUAAGGGUUUCAGAUAGUCAAUCAAAAUUAAAACUGGAUCGGAAAUUGGCUAAGAAUUAUCCUGGGAUGUCCUGCUGCUGGGCGCCAAUUUGGAGACCGAAACCAACGGAAAUUCCUGAUGCUCAAAUAGACUCUGAAAUAAUACUUGGUACCUGUACAGAUUUCAAGGAUGAGGUAAUGCUGCCUACUAACGUAGAAGUAAUCCUAGUAAGAUGCCAAUCCAAGCGAAUAAAUCUACGAACAAAAAGAGGAAAAAAGACGGUGUACGAAAAUGUUCAUCCUAUUCUACGAAUGGAAAAUGUUCGUAACAGAUUAGAACUACAAAAGCGUUCAUCAAAUUUCACCAAAAAGUUAAGCGUCCUAAUUUUAGGGAUGGACAACGUCUCACGUUUCAAUAUUGAACGUUCAAUGCCGAUAACUACACGCUAUUUGAAAGAAACUGGAUGGACAGAACUAAUGGGUUAUAAUAAAAUGGCAGACAAUACCUUUCCGAAUUUAAUGGCAAUUUUAACCGGACUGAACAGCUCAAAAAUUUACGAAAUUUGCACACCGACUAAAUCCUUCGGUCUAGAUAAAUGCCCCCUAAUUUGGUACGCCUUUAAAAAUGCUGGUUACGUUACGGCUUAUGGAGAAGACGCAGCUGCUAUCAGUACCUUCGAUUACAUGAAAACAGGUUUUGUUUAUUCACCAACAGAUUUUUAUCUACGACCUUACAUAAUCGCAUCCGAAAAAUAUCUUACCCCAAAGCGGCAUUUGAAUGCAAGCCAUUACUGUACCGGUCCAGAAUCCAGUGGUGAUAGAAUAUUGAAUUACGCAUUAGAAUUCGCAAGUACUUUUACCGGUGAACCGUACUUCGGUUUUUUUUGGACAAACACAAUGAGCCACGAUAAUAUAAAUGGUCCAUCAUCAGUGGACUUUCACAUAUUGAGCAUGUUCAAAAAUCUGGAACAAAAGGGAAUUCUAAACGAUGCAAUGGUAAUUUUUUUGAGCGAUCAUGGAUCGAGAUAUGGACCUCUCAGAGAAACUACCCAGGGAUGGUACGAGGAAAAGUUACCAUUCGCUUACAUUUGGCUACCUCAAUUUUUCAUAGAAGAAAAUCCCAAAGCAUUUGAAGCCUUAAGAGAAAAUGGUAGAAGUUUAACUUCCCCUUUCAACGUUUACGAGACUUUGAGGGAUGUCCUCGUUCGGGGUGGUGGUGAAUCUGAUCUUAGCAGGAGUUGCCCGCAAUGUAAAUCACUUUUUAUUCCUGUACCAGCUGAAAGAGGUUGCGAAGAUGUUGGUAUUGGACAUCACUGGUGUACCUGUACAGUAAUAUUUGGAAAUAGCAGUAUCAAUGGUGAUAUUGUACUCAAAGGGGCGCAUAAAAUUAUUGAACACAUCAAUAACGUUACUAAAAAGUACAUGGAUGAAAAUGGUAAAAGAAUUUGCACGAAUCUAAAACUGAAAAAAAUACUCAGAGUUGACGAGAUGAUCGAGUCACAGGAGGAUAAACCGAACUCGACUCAUUAUAAACAAUUUUUAUGUCAACUUCAGGCGACUCCAGGUAAUGGAAAGUUCGAGGCAACGAUAAGGUAUCAAGAGUUAAAUGCAAGUUUUACUAUAAUCGAUAAUGAGGUCAGUAGAAUAAACACUUACAAGAGAACAGCUAAGUGCCUAAAUGUUGGGUAUAAAGAAUAUUGUUAUUGCAAGUGAAAAUUAAGUUUGAAAUUUUAUAUUAUCAGAAGUACUCUUAAUAUUUUAUCCGCAGUUACAAAUAAUUGGGGAAAAAAUUGUUGAGCGCAAGAAUAAAAUAAUAUAUUUUAAUAAUUCAUAUUAAUAAUCAUUAGUAAACCGAUGCUGUACACAUAAGAAAAAAAAAAAACAUCUGGUUUCAAUUCUGUGGAUGCCAAAAUUUGACUCAAUUUUUACACACAAUGAUUAUAAAUAUAGACUGCAGAAUAUAAAUGCCAAUAAAAAUGUUUACCUAA